AUGUCUUCAUCUGAAAGUGAAAGUGAUAGUAGUAGUACUAGUAGUAGUAGUGAAGAUGAAGUUGUUGUAAAGAAGAAACCAACAACCAAAGCACAAAAGAAGAAAGAGGAAUCAUCAGAGUCAGAGUCGUCAUCAUCAUCAUCAUCAUCAUCAUCAUCCUCUUCAGAGUCUGAAUCAGAGGAAGAUGAAAAGAGAAACAAAAGAAAAGGAAAGAAUGGAUCAAAUAAUGGACCAAAGAAAAAGAUUGUAAAGAAAGAAGAAUCAUCAUCAGAGUCGUCAUCUUCAUCCUCUUCAGAAUCAGAGUCUGAUUCAAGUAGCAGUGAAUCUAGUAGUAGUAGUAGUGAGGAAGAAAAGGAAGAAAAGAAAGAAAAGAAAGAAAAGGAUGUAAAAUUGAAGAAACCAACUAAAGUAGAAAAGAAUGAAUCAUCAUCAGAAUCAGAAUCAGAGUCAUCAUCGUCAGAGUCAGAUACUGAAAUGAAAGAAAAAGAUGAAGAUGAAGAGGAAGAAGAAAAUAAUAAAGAAGAUGAUUUGGAAGGAGAUUUAGAUGAAGAGGAUGAAUCUAAAGAUCUUAAUACCGAUCAAUUCAUAUCAACAAUGGAAUCAUUAGGAAAGAAAAUAUUUAAUACUUUGGAUGAUAUUCAAUAUCCAAAUAAGAAUAAAUUAAAGAAAAAGAAACAAGAAGAAAAGAAUGCAUUCAUCGACAAGACCAGUACACUAUCAACAAGAAUAUUAAUACUUUUAAAUCAUUUAAUGACAUUUUCAACAUCAACCAAUAAUAAUAAUAACAAUAAUAACAAUACUAUAUCAUUACUUUUACAACAAUUAUCAUUUGGUGGAGCUUCUUAUAGUGAUUUAACACUAUGGAAGGAAAUAAUGAAACAAAAUCAACAAUGCUUUUCAAAAUUGGAUAAACUUUUAAAUAACCAUGGCAAUGGUGUUGGUGGUGACAACAGUGCUUUAGCAUCAGAGACAACAGAUAUCAAUCAAACAUUUAGAGAUUUCUUUGUUGAAAGAUUGACCGAUCAAUUUGGAGAUGAUAUCGAUACACUCAGAGGCAACACCAACAUGUCAAACGAUCGUUUGGUUAGUUUGGUAGUUGAAUCUUUGGAAAGAGGCACUAAUAUGUACUCUCUAAAAGAAAAGGAAUUAAUAAUGAAACAACAAGACCUAAAAGAAUCAAAUAAUAAAUAA
Molecule: messenger RNA, 1191 nt
Organism: Cavenderia fasciculata
Lineage: Eukaryota; Evosea; Eumycetozoa; Acytosteliales; Cavenderiaceae
Exons: 2
Coding region: 1-1191 (396 amino acids)
Biological process (GO): ribosomal large subunit assembly
Cellular component (GO): preribosome, large subunit precursor
Source: RefSeq, a predicted model, not a curated record